Molecule: messenger RNA, 1008 nt
Organism: Mesocricetus auratus (golden hamster)
Lineage: Eukaryota; Metazoa; Chordata; Mammalia; Rodentia; Cricetidae
Product: membrane-spanning 4-domains subfamily A member 4D
Exons: 7
Coding region: 175-864 (229 amino acids)
Cellular component (GO): Golgi apparatus; membrane
Source: RefSeq, a predicted model, not a curated record
CGUUUAUGAUCUAGAAAGGUGAUAGAAACAACACGCAGAUUUCAGCUGAGUGAGGCGUUGCAUGUGGUGUGGGCACUAGAUCUGUACAAAGACUGAGGUGCUUUCCUCGAGCCUGGCCUUCAGCAGACACAGACGCAGGCAUUGCAGGCUGGAAGAAGCACUGUUUCUGCUGUCAUGACAACUAUGCAAGGAAUAGAACAGACAACCACAAAUGUGACCCCUGAAGGUGCUCAGACUUCGGAGGGGUCUGUUGUAAGGUCACAGCUGUGGAAAGAGAACGCAGAGAAAUUCUUGAAGGGGGAACCCAAAGUCCUCGGGGUUGUACAAAUUAUGAUUGCUCUCAUAAAUCUCAGCUUGGGUAUGAUAAUGAUGAAUACAACACCAAUACGUUUUCCCCCAUUAUCAGUGUACACAUGGGCCCCAGUUUGGGGUCCAAUCAUGUUCCUACUCUCAGGAUCCUUAUCAAUUGCAGCAGCAGUGAGAACUACAGAGAGUCUGGUCACCAGCAGUCUAAGUUUGAACACCAUUAGCUCUGUGGUGGCUGCAGCAACGAGUAUAAUCAGUGUCUUCAGUGUGACUAUAGAUGCAUUUGAGAAAUUUGGGGAAAUUUUUGUGGGUAUAGAUGCUUUGAUGCUCAUUUUAAAUAUGCUAGAAUUCUGCAUUGCUGUGUCCAUCUCUGCUUUUGGAUGUAAAGCAUCUUGUUGUAGCUCCAUUGAGGUUGUUGUAAUUCUACCACCAAAUCCUGCUGAAUCGGCACCAGUGCCUCCCAUGCUACUUCGACCAUUGGUGCCACCAGUAUACCAAGAAAAAAAUGUUCCAGAAAAUCUCUGUCAGAAUCCCACUGGUGAAAGAUUCCAAUUCUAAUUGUGUGUGUGUGUGUGUGUGUGUGUGUGUGUGUGUUCUCAUUGCUAGUUUCCCUGGGAAAUUAACAGUUCGCUGCCCUGGUUUUUGGUGGGAAUAUCAGAUCUGCUGUAAAUAAACAAACCCAAGCAUUUACUAAGCCAACAA